Molecule: messenger RNA, 2973 nt
Organism: Spinacia oleracea (spinach)
Lineage: Eukaryota; Viridiplantae; Streptophyta; Magnoliopsida; Caryophyllales; Amaranthaceae
Exons: 7
Coding region: 220-2706 (828 amino acids)
Biological process (GO): rescue of stalled cytosolic ribosome; protein ubiquitination
Molecular function (GO): ribosome binding; ubiquitin protein ligase activity
Source: RefSeq, a predicted model, not a curated record
AAAGAGAGUAGAAGAAGAAUACGAAUAAUCCCAACUAUUUUAUCUCUCCUCUCUUGGCGUUCCGUGUUCCUCCCCUUUUCCUGGAUCCACGAACCCUAGAGUCCAGAAUUCUUCCCCAAUUCCCCAAAUUCGCCCACCACCUCUGCAAUUUCAUCCAUAUCUGUAUAUUUUCGAUUUCCCUAAGAAGGCAAUUUCUUUUCAAAAUCUUCAAAGUAAGAUAUGGACGAUAGCUGUGCUGUGUGUGCGGAUACCCUAGAAUGGGUUGCCUAUGGGCCGUGUGGUCAUCGAGAUGUUUGUUCUACUUGCGUCGCUCGCCUUCGAUUCAUCUGCGACGAUCGCCGUUGCUGUAUUUGUAAAUCCGACUGCAACAUCGUCUUCGUCACCAAGGCUUUGGGGGAUUAUACUAGAGUGGUGAGUGACUUUUCGAAGUUGCCAUCGCAAGUGAAGGAGGGCCAGGUGGGUUCUUACUGGUAUCAUGAAGACACUCAAACUUUUUUCGACGAUGCUGAACACUACAAGAUGAUCAGGGCAAUGUGCAGGCUUUCCUGUAACAUUUGUGACAAAGCUUCUGCAGAGGAACAACCUCAGCAAGAUGGGGGUUAUAGGAAGAGGCAGAGGUUCAGAAACAUUGGCCAGCUUAAGGCUCACUUAUCUCAUCAACAUCGUCUCUUUAUGUGUGAUCUUUGUUUAGAAGGAAGAAAGGUAUUUAUUUGCGAGCAAAAUCUAUAUACUAGAGCACAGUUGAAUCAGCACAAGAGAACAGGUGAUUCAGAGGUAGAUGGCACAGAAAGUGAAAGGGGAGGUUUUUCUGGGCACCCUGUGUGUGAAUUCUGUCGAACCUCAUUAUAUGGAGAAAAUGAACUGUAUACUCAUAUGUCAACUGAACACUUUACUUGCCAUAUUUGUCAAAGGCGAAAUCCUGGUCAAUAUGAAUACUUUAAGGAUUAUGAUGACUUGGAGAACCACUUUCGUCACGAUCACUUUCUGUGUGAAGAUGAAGCAUGCCUUGUGAAGAAGUUCAUUGUAUUCCAAUCAGAAUCCGAGAUAAAGAGACAUAAUGCUUUGGAACAUGGAGGCCGCAUGUCUAGAUCGAAGCGUAAUGCUGUUCUCCAGAUACCAACUAGUUUUAGAUACCGAAGUAAUAAUGAAUCUGGACAACACCGCGGACGUAGACGGUCUUUCCGUCUUGAAUCUUCUCAGGACACAGAGCUUAGUCGGGCCAUUGAAGCCAGUCUCGAUAGAGUUAAUGCCAGUGAUUCUGUGGCUGGUCCAUCAGCAUCAUCAGCUGCUGAACCAUCACUUCAUGCUGGUUUAGAAUCAAGCGACCUUGAUCCCCUUGUACAGCCGUUUGACUCACUAAGCACUACUGAUGAAUUAUCUUCAAGGUACCGUCAGGCUGUGUCUCAUACUGCAGCUGAUGCAUCUCUAGUAGGAUCUUCAUUUCCUCCCUUGUCAACUGCAUCCAGCAGCAGCCAACAAAAAUCUCAACAAGUUUCCCAAAAUACUAUGGCAGCUCACCUUCGUCGCAAAAACAAGUCCUCUAUUCUUAAUGUUGCCCAGCCUAGGCUUGCUAAUAGCCGUGGGCCUGCUCCGACUACAUCAGCUGCUUGGCCUGCUCCUGCUAAUAAUCGUGUUGCUGUUGCUGCUCCUGCUCCUAUUCCGGCUCAUAGUCGUGUGCCGGUUCCUGUUCUUGCUAAUAGUCGUGGGCCUGCUCCAGCAACUUCAGCUGCUUGGCCUGCACCUGCUCCCUCUGCUGGCUCUAGCCAAGUCAAGCCAGUAAAUGGCAAUAUGGGUGGUUCAUGGGGUGCGAGAAACUUGGGGAGUAGCAAUCGCUUGAGCCACUCUAACUCUGCUCCUAAUCUCGUUGACAGUAAAUCUUUUGAUCCGGCAUCUGAUUUCCCCCCAGUGUCAGCAGCACAGCCCAACAGGUUGCAAUCUACUGCCCAAAGGCCCCAAACUAAAAAGAUAGAGGAUGUCCAAACUGCAAAUAAGUCUUUGGUAGAGAGGAUGCGAGCUGCACUUGAUUAUGAUGAAAACAAAUAUAAUGCUUUUAAGGAGAUCUCUCAAGAGUAUCGGCAAGACCUAAUUGACACGUGGGAAUAUAUACAAUAUGUGAAGCAGUUUAACUUGACACACCUUGUUCCUGACAUGGCUAAAAUAUGCCCUGAUAUUCGGAAGCAAAAGGAACUCAUUGAGGCCUAUAAUGCUACUACUUGUAAGAGUAGUGGAGGACAGGAGACAUUUUGGGGCAGUGACAACCUUCAGUUAAAAGGAAGCAGUAGUAGCUCAAGGAAGGACAAAGGAAAGAAGGUGAUUGACCGCCCAAAGGAGACAUUAGCAGAUAGCGUCAUGAAUACAGUGAAGACUUUGCAGACCCAACUCAAGCCUUUUGAAGGAGAAGCAGAAGUCUUGGAAAAGGAUGGCUAUCGUUCUAGCAAAGGGAAAUCAACUGUAGCACUGGAUGGAAUGCCAGGUGGCAGUAACCAGCAUCUUCCUGCACAAGGGACUAGAAAUACCACUUCAGUAGAUGGAGGAACUAAGCAGAAAAAGAAGACCCCAAAAUAUAUCAGAGUUCGCCUUGGUGAGAACUAUGAUGCAGCAGAAUUUGAUGUCGAUAACUCUUCUACUGAUCCCAAUUCAGCAGUGCCAUCUGGACGCGGUGGUGUUUGGCGUACUGGAGGUGCUCAAAAACUGUUUGCAAAAUGAUGAUUGUUUUGAUAUAACUUUUGUAGACUUGGAAAGUAAUAUUGAGAUUUGAGAUAGUUGUCUGCCUUUUCCUUCCAUGCACUGAUCAGAUCAUUCAUGGAAGUAUUUUGGCCUCUUGUGCAGCAUAUGUUGUGUUUUGGUUUUGAAGUUCAGUUUUUUUAACCUAUGAGUUGAAACAAAGCUCAUGAAAAGGCCUGUCAUGAUACCACAAUUGUCUAUACAUAAAUUUAUACGGAGUACUUCUGAGGAAUAGAAAUUUAUUCCUGA